AUGCUCGACAGUGAGUUGUAUGAUGUGGUCAUUCUUGGAGCUGGCAUUGCUGGCCUGACAGCAGCGAAAAUAUUGAGUAAAGAGGGAUUGAAGACGGUUGUGCUCGAGGCACGGGGGCGUAUUGGCGGUCGAAUUCAUACUAUCCGUAUACCUAAUGAUGAUGAUCAAGGCCCCAGUUGUGUGGUCGAUCUUGGUGCAAGUUACCUUCACGGGUGUGUGGACUCGCAGAAAAUACAGCCUCUUUUCACUUUAGCAGGUCGCCUGAAAAUGCCUACAGUUACCGCUCCUGGAGAUGUCUUGGGCCCACAUCGAGGUUGGGAAUGCCCAGAAAUCGGAGUGUGGCGUGACAAUGAGACGGGAAACGAAAUCGGAUUGAAUGAAGUAGCUGAGGCCAGCUUUCUGUUGGAUCGUUGUUUGGUGCACGUUCUCAUGACAUGCAAAAAGAACAUCAGGCGUUUGGAUCAGAAGCAGACCCUGGCACAAGCCAUUAAGACGUCGCUGGACGUUUGUUUGCAUCUGCUGUUCAAGGCAGGAAAACGUGCAUCGCCAACGCUGAGUCUUCGUGAGCGGAAGAUCUUUGAUACUCUUUUUGCGCGGUACAUCGCAUAUGUCAAUCCACCCAACCGCCUACCUUUGGAUAUUCCACUGGGGCCGCACUAUGAGGCAGAUGCAGCUUCCGACUUGGCGUAUGACACAGAGAAUCCUUCAGAUAUGGUCAAACAGCUCUACAUCGACUGGUUACGUCGAAAGCGCGCUCAUCUCAGUCAACAUGCGUCGGUUCCUUCCGUUGCCCGUCGGAUUGAGCAUAAGUGGGAAGACAGGUUAGUCGUGCAGGGCUUUGACAAGAUGGUAAACUUCUUGGCAACUGGACUGGACAUCCGCCGCAGAUGCAUUGUUCGUCGAAUCGAUUGGACUAAAGUCUCCCAGGUGAAACGCAGCUCCACCGAACAGGCAUGCAAACAUACGGAAAGCGAAGACGUGAUUGUUGUCGAUGCUUCGACUUAUACAGAAAACGAUUGCUCCGUAGCCUCAUCGAGGCGGCCCAUGCAGAAGUUUAUAGCAAGAUAUUGUCUUGUUACAGUUCCCGUCGGUGUACUCAAAGGACUAGACCGUAGGAGUGCCAUCAAAUUCUACCCUCCGCUUCCUGCACGAAAACAGUUGGCCAUCGACCGUUUGGGCAUCCCUCGUUUUGGAGCAGAAACGCACAAUAAGGUUGUGCUCAAGUUCCGUGCAUCAGAUAUAUUUUGGGAUCGAAGCACGCCGCAGUUAAUUUGUCCCGGGGCUCGCCUGCACAUAUUGAACUGUGACUAUUACGGACAAGUGGGCACUCUCGUGGCUCACAUUUGGGGAGGCUCGAAGCUCCACACUUUCAACCGACCGAACGACGCUGUUGUUCAGGAGCUAUUGGACCUACUCUCUGGCAUGUACCCCGGUCAUUAUCCACUCCCCCGACCAAUAUUUACGACGGUGACUCGAUGGUCCGAGGACCCCUUCAGCUUAGGUUCCUAUACAGCCGGUGAAAUAGGGAGCAGCGAUGCAGAUCGGCACGCCUAUGCAAGCAGUCUCCCAUCUGGGGAUAAUCCACGCCUGUUGUUCGCUGGGGAAGGGACUGUAGAUAGCUCUGGUGGUCAGCAGUGCACCCAUGGAGCCUUCUUUUCGGGUGUGAACAGAGCAAUGGAUAUCCUUGAUGCGGUAACUAAAGCUCGCUGUCGUCUGCGCGAUGUUCGCAUAGUGGAUUAUUUGACUGGGUAUCGGUCGUACGCUCAGGCAUCACACGGAAUGCUUCGCCGUGCAAUGAAGAGGAAGUUGGAGGUUGAAAAUGAGAGAUUAGAGAGUUAUUUUCCGGUUGUUCGAAAUGCUUCUACGAACCAGGUACCUAGCAACAGGAAGCCAAAAAUUAAUGCCACCUCGAGCACAAGCAGCCUUACAGAGAGCACGUCGAAUAACUCAGUGGAUCGGGACUCCGAGCAAAACUUGCCAGCAGUUCCAGUGAACAGUCGGAGGUCGCGACGUUUAUCCACUUGGAUCUCUACCCAGGCAUCAGUGUCCUUAUUCGCAAGCUACAAAGCAAAUUGUAGAAAGUCACAGUCAUCGAGCAUAAGCAAUAGUACAACUAGCUUGACUUCGUUCAAAGAUGAUCUCACUCCGUCGAACUCUCCAUUGCAAGCAUUUGAUGCUGUCAGUGAAGAUGAGACGCGAGCCAGUGCGAAAAUGCACAUACAGACAGCCAAUCAUGCAUUGUCAACGAUAUCUACAGUUGCCGAAGUAAAUAAGGCAGACAGCUUCGGUUCGCAUCCCGUUUUUCAUCCGCCCUUAACGCUCAAUCUCAACUUGAGUUCAGGUUCGCAUAUGUCCUGCAUUUCGCCUUCAUUCUCGAGCACACUACUCCCGAAUCAUCCCUUAGUUCAGAGCGUGGAUCCUUGGAUGAACGUUUUUGUUCCCGACCCGCGACCCAAAUUCGGCGUUCCGGCUUUUCCCAAGUCAUACGACUGAGCCAACCAUAAGAUAAUCCGCUAUCCAUCACCACUCUUCUCUGGGACUUGUGAACAUUCAUCUAAGAUAGCGGUCUCACAACUCGUUUUGAACGAACUGCAAUCUCAUUGUCUUACAACACUGUUGGAGUGAUAUAUUGCUUUUGUGCUGUGACUGUUCUCGUUAUUUUUACCUCAUGUUUAUUCUACUUAUUUGUUAUCUCCUCUCCCUUCGUUGCUCACUACUUUUGGUUUUAUCCACCGAAUAUUCUCACUUGUGUUGUACAUACUUCUCUACUCGUUCUUGUAGGAUUUUGAAAUUUCUAGGUGUUAAUAUCGAAAACAAACGUUCUACUCACUCUCUCAGUUUUCACCUCGACUCUUCUGAUCCCCUUCCUCUAUCCACGUGUUUAUGAUGCGAAAAUGGUGAAGCAAUGUAAUAAACCCACAUUGUUUUGGUCAUUAUAACAAGUGACAGUAACAACGUUGUGGAAUUUAUCG
Messenger RNA from Dicrocoelium dendriticum, 2972 nucleotides. NCBI's taxonomy places the organism in Eukaryota, Metazoa, Platyhelminthes, Trematoda, Plagiorchiida, Dicrocoeliidae. The record is from the annotation of a GenBank genome assembly.